GGGGCUGUCGGCCGGUGUGUGUCCGCUGUGUUCCCGUGUGUUUCUGUGUGUUUAGCUGCUCUGUUUCUUAUUCUAGGAGUUGAUAUUCUGGAGGACAAGGGGCCGAUGUAACUUGGACCCACCGACGCCUGCUCGCUGUCAGGGCUUUUUUUCUUGACUCUUGUAAAAAGAUGGCGUCUUUCGGGACUGUUGGAGCCCGAUUCGAGCCGUGCCCCCGGCCCCUGCCGCCCCUCGGCCGCCGUGUUUUUUUUUAAUCUUUGAUGGAAGUUGUUAUCAGCGUGGCUGCUGGCUGCGUUAGCUCCGCGCGGCUAACAGGAUGGUUAGCAUUAGCGGCUACGGCUAACGUUAUCCACUUGUUCUCAGCCUCAGACGGAGCAAUGUCGGACGGUUUUUUUCACACCGAAACACCGAAAAACAGCCCGUAAACCGCGACGGUUCUCCCAAACAGGCGGCCGGGGGGCUCUCCGAGGGGGGACCGAGCGUCCACAGGGCCGCAGAGGCUUAAUAACACGGUUAUAAAACAUUAAUUUGUCUGCCCGAAACAAAAACCCACUUUUCAGUGUUUGAACUCCCGCAGCAGAAGAAGAAGAAGCACUUGGCGGCUUUCAUCUUGAAACCCUCCAUUUUAGCUUCAUUUCUUCCCUUUUUGGGCCCUCUGCGGAGGCACGCGGGGCUGCUCGGGGAAGUUUAUCCCGACAACUUGGCGUCCCACCCGGGGAGCAAUUACUCCAAUUAACCGGCGGCCUCCACAGCCCGCUAACAGCCGCCGAGCACCUCCGCUCAGGUGCUGCACGUAUGGACGCUUCUCAGGUGGACCGGGACCCCCCACCCCAACACUACAGGUCCCAGUACUCAGGGCCCCCAGCUCGCGCUGCAGGCUGGAGCACAAAGGCAGCACAGAGGGGUGGAGUCCGGUCCCACAGCCAGGUGCACCACUUUAAUGCUUCAGUUGGAUGGUUUUCCUACUGGAGACAGUGUUCAGGCUGAUCGAUCGGCUGGCAGACUGACUGGAUCCAUGAUGGAAUUACAGACGUUACAGGAGGCCCUGAAGGUGGAGAUCCAGAUCCAUCAGAAACUGGUUGCUCAGAUGAAGCAGGACCCUCAGAACGCAGAUCUGAAGAAGCAGCUCCACGAACUUCAAGCAAAGAUCACAGCGCUCAGCGAGAAGCAGAAAAAGGUGGUGGAGCAGCUGAGGAAGGAGCUGCUGGUGAAGCAGGAGCCGGAGGCCAAGCUGCAGCUGCAGGUCCAAACUCCUCCAGGAGGAGGAGACAUCAAGCCGGCCAACCCACUGCAGAGCCAGCAGAUAGCUGGAGCGCUGCAGCAGACGCUGACAGUGACGCCGGUCCUCACCACAAAGACGCUGGUGCUGAAAGCUGCCCCCGGCACCGUCCUGCCGCAGCGCCCGCCCACCGUCGCUAUGGUAACCACAGCUAUCACCAAACCCGACUCGCAGAACGCCCCCAUCAACCUCCAGGUGGCCGGCAAGCUGACCAAUCAGAGCUCGGAGCCCAUGCGGCUGGUGUCCAAGAACGCCAUGGUGGUGCAGGCCGCCGCCCAGCCAAUCAAAGUUCCUCAGUUUGUCCCGCCUCCUAGACUGACGCCUCGACCCGCCUUUCAGCCACAGGUCCGGCCAAAGCUGACCACGCCCACCAAUGUCCCUAUUGCACCGGCCCCUCCCCCACCCAUGAUGGCGGCCCCCCAGUUGCUGCAGCGGCCCGUCAUGUUGGCCACUAAGCUCUCGUCCUCGCUGUCGUCGUCGGCGCCCAUCCACCAGGUCCGCAUCGUCAACGGCCAGCCCUGCAGCAAGACCGGUGCCGCCCCGCUGACGGGCAUCGUCAUCACCACGCCAGUCUCCGCUGCACCCACCCGCCUCGCCAGCCCCGCCCAGGUGCCCCUGCCCACCCCCGUCCCCACUCAGACUCCGGUCCAGCCGAUCCAGAUCAGCAGCCUGACCACUGAGCCCAAGCAGACUGUUAAACCGGGAGGAACAGAGCAGCACGCCGUCGUCAGCCUCCCGUCCUCCUCCUCAACCGCUCCUGUGUCUCCUCCUCCCAGGCCCCCCAAGAAAGAGGAGAACCCAGAGAAACUGGCCUUCAUGGUGUCCUUGGGCCUGGUAACACACGACCACCUGGAAGAAAUUCAGAGCAAAAGACAGGAGCGUAAGAGGAGAACGACGGCCAACCCGGUGUACAGCGGCGCCGUGUUUGAACCCGAGAGGAAAAAGAGUGCAGUGAGUUACCUGAACAGCCCUCUGCACCAGGGGACCAGGAAGAGAGGUCGUCCACCCAAAUACAGCAGCGUCCCGGACCUGGUCAGCCUCACCCCGACCUCCCCCUCCAGCCCCGUCCAUCCCCUCCCCCUGCCCAGCCCCAGCUCUGGGGAUGGAGACAUCCAUGAGGACUUCUGCACUGUGUGCAGACGCAGUGGCCAGUUGCUCAUGUGCGACACGUGUUCUCGUGUUUAUCACCUGGACUGCCUGGAUCCACCCCUGAAAACCAUUCCUAAAGGCAUGUGGAUCUGUCCAAAAUGCCAAGAUCAGAUCCUGAAGAAAGAAGAAGCCAUUCCCUGGCCCGGCACCCUGGCUAUCGUUCAUUCCUACAUCGCUUACAAAGAAGCUAAAGAAGAGGAGAAGCAGAAGCUGAUGAAGUGGAGCUCAGAGCUGAAACUGGAGCGAGAGCAGCUGGAACAGAGAGUCAAGCAGCUCAGCAACUCCAUAACAAAAUGCAUGGAGACCAAAAACACCAUCCUGGCCCGCCAGAAGGAGAUGCAGCUCUCCCUGGACAAAGUCAAACACCUGAUUCGCCUCAUCCAAGCCUUCAACUUCAACCAGGCUCUGGCAGAGACGGAGGGCAAAGACAUGAGAGUCCCGGACAGGGCUGAGGCCGCGGUCAGCUCUGAAGCUCCGCCCAAAGUCAACUCGGCGGAGAAGGUGAAGGCGGGGAGCUCCUUGGCCAGCGUCAUCACCGAAGGGAGCAAGCCCGAGGAGCACGGAGCCGCGGGGAGCCACCAGACGGGCGGAGACACCUCCGGCCAGCCCGACAGCACAGUCCUAACGGCAGAUAGCGGCACCGGCGUGGGGGCGGACGGAAAGGCGGGGCCGGGGGGAGGGGCUAACACGGGGACUGGUCUCCAGGCGGAGAUCGUAGCCAAGCCUGAGACUGAGGUAGCCGCGGCAACUAAUGUUCCCGCUUCUUCGGCCGUUGCCACCACCAACGGCACAGUCGAGCUAGCCCGUCCCGAUCAGAGCCCCGGCGGAGGCCACGGCGCCAACGCCGCCACCGGCUCUGAAAACAAGACAGCUGCCGUCAACCCCCCAGAGACGCCGGCAGAGAAGAAACAGGAGGAGAUCACCGGAAGCGAUGGCAGCAACACCAACAACAGCAAAACCUCAGAACCCUCCCAGCAUUCUUUGCCAGCUCUCGUCAGCAGUUUGGACAAUAAAAAGUAACGCGGCGUCUCUUCAGUCGGGGAAUUCAAACAUAUAUAUUAAAAAAAAAGACUCUUGCUUGCACCGUGUGGUGCCCUGAAGUUGCCAAUCUGUAUAAAUGUUGUUUGUUUGCAUUGUAUUGUCAGACUGUGUCAAUGGUAGAUAUACAGCCCAAGUCACGUGACUCUGGGAAGACGUAGGCCGUUCCACCCACUGAGCUGGGGUACAGGAAGGCGUGCGCACCAGUGUCAUCAUGCCAAUUAGUGAUAGACGUCAUGGUGGGAAUGCUCAAAGGGAGAUUUAACUCAUCAUCACACCAGUGUGUGCCUGUUACAGUGGCCCCUGUUCCCUGCGAGGUGGGGAGACGGUUCACAUGGGCACGAAGAACGCCGAGAACGUGGAGCCAAACAUCUGUCAGGGGUUACUGGUCUAAAGCAGUGUUGUGAUAAAUGAACCUGUUCGUGCCCUCGUCCCAACGAACUUAAUGUGAACGACCAUGAACCUUAACCAUCCGUCCCGACCUUCCCGAUCGUCCGAUCCUCGCCCGGCCGGCCUCCGGAUCUCUUCGGUGGAGAGAAACCCGUGCGUCCCUUCACCCCUUCACUGUGAAAAGGCUUCAGUUUGCUUCAAACACAGAGUGGUGCCAACCACAGGCGCUGCAGAUGCAAACAGUCCUAGAAAUCUGGAUCACGUCGCAUCUGGGUGUUUUUGAUUGGAAGUCAAACGUAGUGGUCUGUGAAUUACGGUGAACUUUGCAGAGAAAAUGAUGCGUUAGCCAACACCGCUCACGCUGAGCGGCCUAACUUACCUUAACCCAGGUACCCGACAGCUGGGUACAAACAACUGUUGAAGGGAGCGAAAGAUAAAAGGCUGAAAAUGGGAUUUUCAGUCCGUCCUGAUUACCGCUAACAGCUCUGAAAAUCAUACCUUAGACUGAUAACCUUCGAUAUCAGCCAGAGACCUCCUCAGACAUCGUCUUUUUAAAGACGGCGGUUGGCGCUUUGAAGCACGCGGCUGCCUUGAAGGUGACGGGUCUGACUUUCCAGAUGAGACUGAUUGGCAGCAUGUUGGCUCAUCAAACCACACGUGCACCUGGUGGUGUAAACCCGGGCUCACCUGCCCAGGUCCGAGAACAAUACACAACAUUAUUGCAGAAACCUUAAAGGCCUCGGCAUCGUCGCUCUUUUGAAGCACACUGACGCCUUUGGAAAGACUUCCCGAGCGAUCCAUAAUCCCUACAUUAUUCCCACUCGCAGUCACCCGGUAACCAAACGGCCCAUCCUCUCCCCAUCUCCUCCCACCUGAGCUCAGGCAGCAAAGACGCCGAGCGGCGCGUUCGACAGGUACAAAGGACGAGGUCGAACAGGCUCGGUAGCCGAACAGAUGUUUUCAGUGGUGUCGGUCAAGUGUAGUGAUUGAGUUUUCAUUCGUGAGUCAAGUGUGUCAACUGUGAGCACUAAAUGUGAAAUUGCAAUACUGCAAUGUCAACACACACAAACUAUAUCUGGGCUGUGUUUCUUUUUUAUAGGAAAAGAUAUUCAGGUCUUCCUAGUCUUCUUCAGAAUAAGUGCUUUCUGUUCCUGAACCUGCUGGACUGGCAUUAUCCACACACAAAGGAGUCCUCUUUUUGAAGCGGUCGUCUUUGCAUCGUGUGCGUUUCUGUUGAAUCCUGAACUGCCAAAACGACAUACCCAAAUUCAGCAGGGACAAGUCCACUUACUGUAUUGAAAGAUCAAAUCACCGGCGUUGUAAGAUAUUUAGAUGCUACCAUUUCAGAAAUUGGAAGUCCCCAGAUUGAGACAGGAGAGCUUACUAAACAAUAACAUUAAAGGAACUUUUUUCCUUCAAACGGUUUGUCGUACGAAGCUGCUCCUUCCGACGGAUCUCAAAGGACGAUAAUCCUGAGAUUAAAGCACAAGCUUGCUGCAUUACAAAGAAGUGCUGAAGAGCUUUUUGUAUGUUAAUAUGGAAUUAAACAGAGUAUGCAUCUCUUUGUUGUGAUGUGACUUAUCCCCCACAUUGCCAAUAUUUUUCUCGGAGGACACACAAACCUCUGUCUGACGUGCGUAGUUCCUGUUUUUGGGAGGAGCGGCCCGAGAAGCGCCUUCGUCCCCUCGCGGUCAGACACGUGCGUCUCUUUUCUUUCGGUGUGGCCGAAGCACGACGCUGUCAUUUGUGGCUGUCGGUUCAGGUGGGUCUGCUGAGCCGAUCACUGUUGGGAGCGAGGCAACGACGGCGCCUCUGGUUGUGCUGGAAUUUCUGUCGCUUUCUUUCUUCGAGCUGUUUUGGAGCAUCGUUGCCCAGGUUUCAGUCGCCCGGCGGCGUCUUCACCCCUGAGUGCCGACGCCGUUUGUUUUCUGUGAUCGUGCACGUUCGCUGGGACUAGAGCUCUGCUGUGUGAGUGGCUGUGAUACCCUGUAGGUGUGGGGUAGGCCCAGCAGCAGAGGAGGACGAGGAACACGUGAAGGUGGCCGCGUGUUUCAGCCUGUGUUGCUUACUGAUGAAACAUCAGUAGUUGGACUUUCCUGCUAACACCUGUACGGUCUCUGGAGUGCUGAUAGAAGGCGUUUAGCGACGUGCACGUGGCGCUGACCGCAGAGGUGAACACGCUGCAGGGCGACUGCGGGUGACCGUUAACUUCAUAUCACUACGACCAAGUCGGCAUAUCUGACACCCGGUGUUCUCGUAUACAGACUGCCUUCAUUCAGAAGAUCCCACAGAAACGUUUCCAUGCGUUCGGCCGCCGUGUCGCGUUUUAUGCCGUCGGUCUGACGAGCUCGGCCAUUCGAACACAGAUGGGAAAGAAGAGCCAGAAAAAAGAAAAGAAAAAAGGCAACUAAGGUGUCCCCGGGUCCCUCUGAGUAUCAUUCGUUGUGUGUUUCGUUGUUCGUCGGCUGUGUUCACUCAUGGGUAGAGCAGAGUAGUCAUCGAGUCUCAACAAGGUUUUCUUUCAAAGAGCCCGAACUUGUGUUCCAGUCAGACUGGACCUCUCCCUCUGUACAGUAGGUACCUCGAGUGCCUUUCUUCAAACAGCAGAUAAUAUUUGUCUCUUGACUUGCACUGUGACUUGUAGAACCUUACUAACCCCUCCGUAUGACCCUCCGGUCCCCCAUCCCAGGAGCUCCCCCCAAACUCCGGAGCACAAACUCGGUCCCUCCACCUCAGGCUGCCAGUAGUCAAUGCAAGUUAAAUCUACAUUUCAUAUAUGAUGCCGUUUGAAAUCGACCACAUAGUGUUUUGUUGAUGUUUAAUAGAGGAGUUGCCUUAAAUGUGUUUUGUUUUCGUUUUUUUCUGUGAUUAACUUUUCCAUUCGGAGAAAAAAAAACACCUGUGCAGACGCGAAGGUCAGAGGUCGUCUGGUGAGAAGCAGUCGGGGUUUUCCCGGCGAUGAUGAUGAUGACCCGCUCAGAGCUGUGUUGUGAUGCACUUUUUGAUUUGACCAGUAUUAUCGGACCGGGAUCGGUCAGCAACGCAGAGCGCAGGUGUGAAUCCCGGUUCCCCGGAUUUCCUGGCUGGACUCGCGUUCGUUUUAUUUUGAAAGGUCCAUCGUUGCUUCUGCACUGUUCUGGUUCUACUUUGGCUUCAGAUAACGCCCGAGUUUGCUAAAUCAGGUCACAUGAGGCGUCUGGCAUGAUCAAACUUUGACCCGAUUAAGAGCAUAUGUCAGUGCAGCGGCGGCAGCGGAGUGCAUGACUUUUUAUGCAAACUUUGAUAAUAGACGUGUCGAAACGUUUUUUUUGAUAUGCAUCUGCUUUUAUUUUUAUGUUUUCAUGUGAAACUCGAGUCACUUUCUUUUCUUUGGGCGUUCUGGCAGACACGGAUGCCAGAGCGCGCCGUUUAGGUGUUAAACGUUGCAGCGACCAUCUGCGUUCAAAGGGUUUCUUCAGAAUCAGAAGGUUUUUCCAUGGAUGUAUGAAGAAGAACUGGACACCUGUUCUCCACUGACACGCUGCCGUUUGUGGGGCGGUCCUACCGCAGAACGCUUACCGGUGAUUGGUAGAAGUAGCCUGUGGAUUUGGAGUAACGUCACCCCAAGUUCAACCAGCGCUUGGUUCAAACAUGAACGCAGUCGACGGAUUGUGCCCGCCGCUAGUUUCUUUCUGGGAAGUUACCCAACUUUGACCUCAUCAGCACCUUGUCAGUGGAACGCAGGAGGAAGAUCAUCGAAAAAGUAGCCCUAGCUUUGUCCGGCUCCUGGGUUAACAGAGAGAAAUCGCUGCUGUGAUUGGUUCUGCUUUGUUCAAUGACUGUUUGAUUCAUGGCUUGGCUGAGGUUUAGGUGAUGCCGGGCUACAGAGCAGGAGCUCUGUGGGGGAAAGGAGGCAUGCGUUAGGCCUGAGUGUCUGCCCUGCAUCAGCUCUCUGGAUACAUCCAUGGGUUUAGGUUCUUCGUUGUAGUCUUGAUUUGGCUGAUGCGGCGUGCCGACUGUUGGGAUCCCAGCAGAGCUGCGAAGGUUCGGGGAGGAAGGCUCUCUAAAUUGCUUCUCAGUUUCGAUUUCGCCGAGCCGUCCGGGUGAACUUAUCCAAAGAACACUGAGAGCAUACAUUUCGUCUCUGCAUAUCAUACGGAUGUCGUUUUCCUGCGUUGGCAUCGUGCUCGUGGUCACAUUAACCGCUCAUGCAUUCUAAAAAAACAAAAGACUGUGCUGGGGGGUCGUUCCUGCGAGGUAGUUUGCUCCGACUUUUAAGUUGUAUCAGUUUUAAAACGAUCAAGUCAUGAUUGUGGCCUUCUAGUAUUCUGUCGGUACAUGACGUCAUUAAUCUCUCGUGCCCGCCCGCCCAUCUGUCUGGACCCAAACGUACACCUGCAGCUUCUUACCUCAUCCACAGCUGAUUCCAUCGGGGUGUGUUUGAGUGCAAAAAAGAAAAGUUCAAAAAAAGAAAAAACAAAAGUCUUUUUUUAUCUUCCAUUUGGUGAGAUGCAUUGUAGCGAUAUGAAUAAAGAAAAAGUUCACCUGGUGUGCUGAAUAAUGUGUAAAUUGGUAAUUACACAAUCUGAAUAUUUGUAUAAUUGUUUGUAUUUUUUCAUAAUGAUUUUGGAAAGGAAUGUGUUUAUUUUUUUGACUUCUGUUCCAGAUGUGUCUUCUGUUGGCCUGACAUUGUGACUGGUCUGGUGGGAUUCUUACCUCUGUAUUGAGCCUCUUCUGUGAUGAAUUCUUUGUAUGCAGUGUUUAGGAAAUACUGUAGGGAACAUGGGGAGGAGUUGAUAUUAGGAGCAUUUGAUCAAUUUGUAUUUAUUUAUUUUAUCAUUUUGUUAAUAAAUUGUGAAAAGCA
Messenger RNA from Maylandia zebra (zebra mbuna), 8699 nucleotides. Lineage: Eukaryota; Metazoa; Chordata; Actinopteri; Cichliformes; Cichlidae. The record is from RefSeq and is a predicted model, not a curated record.